AUGGUCUAUCUUGAUGACAUCCUUAUUUACAUGGAAACAUGUAAAGAACAUGUGAAACUGGUCCGCUCAGUGCUAAAAAAGCUCCGAGCAGUGGAACUGUAUGCAAAAUUGUGUAAGUGUGAAUUUCAUCAGGAGAAAAUUGACUACCUUGGGUAUCACAUCUCCCAUGAUGGGAUCAAGAUGGACCCAGCAAAGCAAGAUAAUUGGGUUGAGUUUUUACCUCAUGCUGAAGUGGCCUACAACAACUCGGUGCACAGCAGCACGGGUUUUACCCCGUUUAAAAUAGUAUUUGGCCAUGAUUUUGUACCUAUUCCAGAGGUACCACGAGAAAAGCCACAAGUCCUGUCCCUCUCAGAAUGGAGUGACCAACUCCGCAAAAUCUGGCCUUUGGCAUACCGGGUGCUGGAUGCUGCUCAUCGAGCACCUAAAAAUCAGACCGACAAGAAGAGAACGAAACCAAAGGAAUACAAGAUUGGAGAUCGGGUGUUUUUGUCUACCAAAUUUCUCCAAACCACCCAGAAGUCUAAGAAACUGGGUCCUAAAUACGUCGGUCCAUUUCCUAUUGUCGAAAAUGAACUGGAAGAUCUGAUUGAUGAAUUACUGGAGCAAGAUGGUGGCUCAGGAAAUAGUACUAUAAUAGUGGGACGAAGUGGAGAGGAUGAGUCUCAGGAGGAUGUGUUGAUGGAUGAGGCACCUUCCAAUCUGAGCCAGGCUUCCACACUACAGGCCAACAGGGAAGAUUCUAUGAAUAUCUUGGAUCCUGAAGAUGAGGAAGAGCACACACAGGAAGAAGACAGCAGUGGUAGCAAUGAGGAUGAAGAUGAUAGUCAAGAUGAGGAAGAAGAGGAGGAGGAGGAAGAUGAAGAUGAUCAGGAUGAUGAAGAAGGUGAAGAAGGUGAAGAAGAGGAAGAUGAUGAUGACGGCUCCGAGAUGGAGUUAGAUGAAGACUAUCCUGAUAUGAAUGCCUCCCCGCUGGUGCGUUUUGAACGCUUUGACCGUGAAGAUGACCUCAUCAUAGAAUUUGACAACAUGUUCUCCAGCGCCACGGAUAUUCCUCCAUCACCUGGCAAUAUUCCGGCCACUCACCCACUUAUGGUACGGCAUGCAGACCAUAGCUCUUUGACUUUGGGUAGCGGUUCCUCUACUACUCGAUUGGCCCAAGGCAUUGGUCGCAGCCAGAGGACAUUACGACAACUGACCGCCAAUACGGGACAUACAAUUCAUGUGCAUUAUCCAGGCACCCGACAGCCCAACCCACCUCUAAUUCUGCAGAGAUUGCUGGGUCCUUCAGCAGCCGCAGACAUCCUGCAGCUAAGCAGUAGCCUUCCACUCCAGAGUCGAGGUCGUGCUCGCCUCCUGGUAGGCAAUGAUGAUGUGCACAUAAUUGCUCGCUCGGAUGAUGAGUUGCUGGAUGAGUUCUUUCAUGACCAGAGCACAGCUACCAGCCAGGCAGGAACAUUGUCAAGCAUCCCAACUGCCUUGACACGCUGGACGGAAGAAUGCAAAGUACUUGAUGCGGAAAGCAUGCAUGAUUGUGUUUCAGUGGUCAAAGUCCCCAUUAUCAACCACUUGGAAGCCUUGAGGGAUGAAGAGCUAGAGGAAAGAAGAGAGAAAAGACGCAAGCAAUUGGCGGAGGAAGAGGCCAAAGUGUCUGAUAAGGCCAAAGAUUCAGAAGACAAGGAGCAGAAUCCUCAGGGACCAGUGCCACAGUCAAACAGUUCAGCUGAGCAGAAUCUCCCAGAUGGUGCCACCCAUCCCGACGGCUACCCCGCAGUCUCAGCUGCCGCCAAAGACACCUCGGCUGGCUCUAAGCAGACUCUGGUCACAUUGGAGAGCCCCCAGCAGCAGCAGCAGCAACAAGCAACAGGGGCAGGAGAGCUCCCUUCAGAGCUGGUGGGGCAGUCCACUGCUCAGGCUUCUGGGCAACUGCUGAUGCCAGUGGAGCAGGAGGACUCGGGCCCUGGGAGGCUGAGCACAGACGCUGAGGCCACGCAGAUGGAGCUUUCACCUGCCCCCACCAUCACUUCGCUCUCUCCAGAGAGAGCUGAAGACUCAGAUGCCUUGACUGCUGUCAGCAGCCAGUUGGAGGGCUCACCCAUGGACACCAGCAGCCUGGCUUCAUGCAAUCUGGAAGAAAGCGUGGCGGAGAGUGGUGGAGCUAGCACCGUGGAACAGGCAGGCACAGAUGCUGUGGUGGCAGCAGCCGAUGCAAGCCAACAAGGGCCAAACGCCCAUACUGCUAGGGAGGGCCAGCCUGAUCCCAGCCAGCAGGUGGAUGAUGGCUCUCCACCGGCAUCCUCUGAGAGCUCCUCCACCAGAGAUUCAGCUGUAGCCAUUUCUGGUGCUGAUUCUCGGGGCAUCUUGGAAGAACCACUGCCUUCCACCAGCAGUGAAGAGGAAGAUCCUUUGGCAGGAAUAAAUCUUCCUGAAGGUGUCGACCCAUCUUUUUUGGCUGCCCUGCCUGAUGACAUUCGACGCGAAGUGCUGCAGAACCAGUUGGGUAUCCGGCCUCCUGCCCGUUCAGCUCCUACCACCACGGCCACAACUCCAACACCUCCUGUAGUGGGCAAUCCUGGUGUGACAGAAGUCAGUCCUGAGUUCUUGGCUGCUUUGCCCCCAGCUAUCCAGGAAGAGGUGUUGGCACAGCAGCGGGCAGAACAGCAAAGGCGUGAGCUUGCCCAAAGCACAAGCUCAGACACACCCAUGGAUCCAGUGACUUUCAUUCAAACACUGCCAUCAGAUCUGCGGCGCAGUGUGCUGGAAGACAUGGAGGAUAGUGUAUUGGCAGUCAUGCCUCCUGAUAUUGCUGCUGAGGCACAGGCUCUGAGGCGAGAACAGGAAGCCCGCCAGCGUCAACUGAUGCAUGAGCGUCUCUUUGGCCACUCUAGCACUUCUGCCUUGUCUGCUAUUUUGCGUAGCCCAGCCUUCACAAGUCGAUUGAGUGGAAACAGAGGUGUCCAGUAUACACGCUUAGCUGUACAAAGAGGAGGUACCUUCCAGAUGGGUGGUAGCAGCAGCCACAGCAGACCUUCAGGCAGCAAUGUAGACAGUCUGCUGCGUUUGCGUGGACGCCUUCUACUGGACCAUGAGGCCUUGUCCUGUCUGUUGGUCCUGCUUUUUGUAGAUGAGCCAAAGCUGAACACAAGCCGGCUUCAUCGGGUGUUGCGGAAUCUUUGUUAUCAUGCGCAGACACGAAACUGGGUGAUUCGGAGCCUACUUUCCAUCCUGCAGCGCAGCAGUGAGAGCGAACUGUGCGUGGAGACGCCCAAGGGGACUGUGGCACCAGAUGACAAAGGCAAAAGGGCAGCCAAAGGCUGUGGUGCAGACAGCCGGCCACUCGACCUGUUGCAUAAAAUGGAAUCCAAAAGCUCGGGGCAACUUUCUUGGCUCUCAGUUUCCAUGGAUGCAGCUCUGGGUUGUAGAACCAACAUCUUCCAGAUCCAGCGAGCUGGAGGCCGCAAGCACACGGAGAAGCAUGCUGCCGCUGGUUCCACGGUUCACAUACACCCACAGGCUGCCCCAGUGGUCUGCCGUCAUGUACUUGAUACUCUCAUUCAACUUGCCAAGGUGAAGACACUGGUCUGUUUCUCUUCUCUUCAGUCGGAGUCAAACCAAGCAGAGGGAUCUGUAAGGAGAGAUGAAUCCCCAAUGGAUGUGGAUCAGCCAUCACCCACCACGCAAGACACCCAGUCAGUUGUGUUGGAAGGGGCCCAGCAGGGUGAGAAGGAGAAAGAAGAGCGCCCUCCAGAUCUUCCUUUGCUCAGUGAGCAGCUUAGUCUGGAUGAAUUGUGGGACAUGUUGGGCGAGUGUCUGAAAGAGCUGGAAGAAUCCCAUGACCAACACGCUGUGCUUGUGCUACAGCCUGCAGUGGAGGCCUUCUUUUUGGUGCACGCGACAGAGCGAGAAAGCAAGCCACCAGUACGGGACACUCGGGAAAGUCAGCUGGCUCACAUCAAGGAUGAACCCCCGCCACUUUCACCUGCCCCACUGACACCAGCAACACCUUCUUCCCUUGACCCCUUUUUCUCCCGUGAGCCUUCAUCCAUGCAUAUCUCCUCCAGCCUUCCCCCGGAUACCCAGAAAUUCCUCCGUUUUGCAGAGACACAUCGGACUGUGCUGAACCAGAUCCUGCGCCAGUCCACUACCCACCUGGCUGAUGGUCCCUUUGCGGUCCUUGUUGAUUACAUACGUGUGCUGGACUUUGAUGUCAAACGGAAGUAUUUCCGGCAAGAAUUGGAAAGGUUGGAUGAAGGGCUGAGGAAAGAAGAUAUGGCUGUGCACGUGCGUCGAGAUCACGUCUUUGAAGAUUCUUACCGGGAAUUGCAUCGCAAAUCACCUGAAGAAAUGAAAAACAGGCUGUACAUAGUAUUUGAAGGAGAAGAGGGCCAGGAUGCUGGAGGCUUGCUACGUGAGUGGUACAUGAUAAUCUCACGGGAGAUGUUUAACCCCAUGUAUGCGCUUUUCCGCACAUCGCCUGGUGAUCGGGUUACCUACACCAUCAAUCCUUCUUCCCACUGUAACCCCAACCACCUGAGUUACUUCAAGUUUGUCGGGCGCAUUGUGGCAAAGGCAGUAUAUGACAAUCGGUUACUAGAAUGCUACUUCACCCGUUCCUUCUACAAGCAUAUCCUGGGCAAAUCAGUCAGGUACACAGAUAUGGAGAGCGAGGAUUACCAUUUCUACCAGGGACUGGUGUAUCUCCUGGAGAAUGAUGUCUCCACGCUGGGCUAUGAUCUCACCUUCAGCACUGAGGUUCAAGAAUUUGGUGUAUGUGAGGUACGUGACCUCAAGCCCAACGGAGCCAACAUUCUUGUGACUGAGGAAAACAAGAAGGAAUACGUGCACUUGGUGUGUCAGAUGAGAAUGACAGAUCCAGUGGUUCUGGCGAGCACUGCGUUCCUUUGAUCAGGCUGACAGAGCGAAGUUCCUGCAGUUCGUCACUGGCACGUCCAAGGUGCCCUUGCAGGGCUUUGCUGCCCUAGAGGGCAUGAAUGGUAUCCAGAAAUUUCAGAUCCACAGAGAUGACCGCUCAACGGACAGACUGCCUUCUGCUCACACGUGUUUCAACCAGCUGGACCUCCCUGCCUAUGAAAGCUAUGAGAAACUGCGUCACAUGCUGCUACUGGCCAUCCAGGAAUGCUCAGAAGGCUUUGGCCUGGCAUAAGGGUGGCUCCAGCUGCCAUAUUUUUCUACUGUCAGACUUGGGGAGCAACGGGAGGGAGUGGAACCAAGCGAUGCUCCUCCUCCUUUUCCAACCACCUGUGUGUGUGUGCGUGCCCUGCUGCCCCCUUACUGAAGAGAGCCACAAAACCCCAGCCGUCAUUGGAGGCGGAGCAGGGUGGGGUGCAACCCGGAGAGAAAAAGACAAAUUAUAUAUACAAAUAUAUAUAUAUUUUUUGGUUUAGUUUGCAUUUCUUAAUUUGUGCUUGGAAUGUGUUGAUUAGGCGGCGGGAGGGAGCAUUUGGAUUCUUUUGUUGGUCUCUUUCCUUGGCACCCAUUUGCUGCUGGAAGGGAACCUAAGGUUUAAAAAAAUUCCAAAAAAGGAAAAAAAAUAAAAGCCCACUCUUGAU
Molecule: messenger RNA, 5570 nt
Organism: Thamnophis sirtalis
Lineage: Eukaryota; Metazoa; Chordata; Lepidosauria; Squamata; Natricidae
Source: RefSeq, a predicted model, not a curated record